AUGUGGAGGUUUGUGCAGAGGAGAAUGUGGCACGGUGGCCGUGUGCUGGGACAGACCGCUCAGGGCCCCGCGGUGAAGUCGUCCUGCCUCGCUGGGACACCGCUGAAACUUGAUAUCCGCAAAGACGGGAGGGACCCGGUUGCGAUGCGCGACGAGGAGUACCCUGAAUGGCUGUGGCAUGUUCUUGAGCCCGCUACUGGGGGUGAUGCCUCGGCGCGGGCAGACCCGCUCGCUGCGAGGAGGAAAGAGCUGAGAAGGAAGCACAGAAACGAGAUUAAGCAGAGCAACUAUCUCAGCCAGCUAUGA
Molecule: messenger RNA, 306 nt
Organism: Huiozyma naganishii CBS 8797
Lineage: Eukaryota; Fungi; Ascomycota; Saccharomycetes; Saccharomycetales; Saccharomycetaceae
Gene: MRPL37
Product: mitochondrial 54S ribosomal protein mL54
Exons: 1
Coding region: 1-306 (101 amino acids)
Cellular component (GO): mitochondrial large ribosomal subunit
Molecular function (GO): structural constituent of ribosome
Source: RefSeq, a predicted model, not a curated record